AUGGACUUAUCAAAAGAAGUUUACAGGAUGUCUGAAGACGAGAAGGCGCUACUAAGAGUGAACCAAAUAGCUACUCAAAUAGUUCUUCCAAUGGUCAUCAAAUCUGCUAUAGAACUUGAUCUUUUUGAGAUUAUGGCCAGGACUCCUGGUGGUCAAUUUUCUUGUCAUGAUCUUGCUUCUAGCCUUCCUAGACAAAACCAACAAACCGCAGUUUUAUUAGAACGUAUUCUUCAGUUUCUUGCAUCAGAAUCCAUUCUCACAUCAACCCUUGUUGAGGAUGAAAAAGGAGAAUCUAAGAAGCUAUAUGGUAUGACAGCAGUGUCCAAUAAGUAUGUUCGAAAUGCAGAUGGGACGUCUCAUGCUUCACCGCUUUUCCUUGGCUGUGAUAAAGUAAUCUUGGAGUGUUGGUAUCACCUGAAAGAUGCAGUGGUUGAGGGUGCUACUCCAUUUAACAAAGCCCAUGAGAUGAGUGCAUUUGAGUACCUUGCAAAAGACAACAGAUUCAAUGAGGUAUUCUACAAAUUCAUGCAUGACAACACGAGAAUAGCAAUGAAGAUGGUUCUUGAAAAGUACAAAGGAUUUGAAGGAGUAAAAACCUUGGUUGAUGUAGGUGGUGGUUUAGGUUCUAACCUUGAGCUUAUUGUUUCCAUGUACCCUGAUAUUAAAGGCAUCAACUUUGACCUCCCCCAUGUCAUCAAGGAUGCACCUCCAUAUCCAGGUGUAGAUCAUGUCGGAGGAGAUAUGUUUAAGAGUGUUCCUAAAGGAGAUGUUAUGUUCAUGAAAUGGAUACUUCACAACUGGGGCGACAAUUAUUGUAUCAAGCUUCUAAAGAACUGUUGGGCCUCAUUGCCAGAGUGUGGUAAGGUGGUGGUGGUGGAAGCAGUCAUACCUGACCCUAAAAGUGAUACUAGUUACCCAAAUGAAUCUUCCGAUACGGUAUUUGCUUAUGAUAUGCUAAUGUUGAAUUUUAACCCUGGUGGUAAAGAGCGAACUACAAAAGAAUACAAUACAUUGGCAAAGGAGGCUGGGUUUACUUCUUUUCAAACAGUUUGCAGGGCUUCUACUUUCUGGAUCAUGGAAUUCUACAAAAACAGUUGAAUACUGAUUGAAUGUAACACCCUGGUAAUCAGAGAAACACGAAGGAACUCUACGUUUGAUUUCUAUUUAUAUAAUGCUAAAUAAAACUUGUUUCGAUGAAGCAUUUUGAGCAGUUAUCAUAAUGUGUUAUUGUACUUUCAGUCGACUA
Molecule: messenger RNA, 1246 nt
Organism: Erigeron canadensis
Lineage: Eukaryota; Viridiplantae; Streptophyta; Magnoliopsida; Asterales; Asteraceae
Product: caffeic acid 3-O-methyltransferase-like
Exons: 4
Coding region: 1-1098 (365 amino acids)
Biological process (GO): methylation
Molecular function (GO): protein dimerization activity; O-methyltransferase activity; S-adenosylmethionine-dependent methyltransferase activity
Source: RefSeq, a predicted model, not a curated record